GGUCUGGAGGAGGUCACGUGAAAGCUGUCCUGAGCGCUCUCCGUGGCUGCUGGUCCCAGUAUGGUCGAUGACGCUGGUGCUGCUGAGUCCCAGUUGGGCAAAGAGACCCCGGCCCACUCCCUGGAGCAGCUGCCUAGGUUACCACUUCGGCCGUCACAGAUUUGUAUCCGGCCCUGGUGGUUUCCGGUGCAGGAACUUAGAGACCCUUUGGUGUUCUACCUGGAGGCAUGGCUGGCAGACGCACUCUUUGGCCCAGACCAAGCCAUAAUUCCACAAAUGGAGUGGACGAGCCAGGCCCUGUUGACAGUGGACAUAGUGGACUCUGGGAACCUAGUCGAAAUUACUAUUGUUGGACGGCCCCGUGUACAGAAUCGGGUGAAGAGCAUGCUCCUGUGCCUGGCAUGGUUUCACCAAGAACAUCCACCCCAAGCUGAGAAGAUGAAACACCUUGAGAAGAACUUGAAGGCCCAAGCAUCAGACCCCCACACUCCCCAGGAUUCUGUUGCUUAA
Cebus imitator (Panamanian white-faced capuchin) is the source of this 510-nucleotide messenger RNA. RefSeq names its product oocyte-expressed protein homolog. Lineage: Eukaryota; Metazoa; Chordata; Mammalia; Primates; Cebidae. Gene Ontology annotation, cellular component: protein-containing complex; apical cortex. Gene Ontology annotation, molecular function: RNA binding. The record is from RefSeq and is a predicted model, not a curated record. Gene Ontology annotation, biological process: embryonic pattern specification; establishment or maintenance of apical/basal cell polarity. The transcript has a single exon. Bases 61 to 510 code for a protein of 149 amino acids.